Molecule: messenger RNA, 1734 nt
Organism: Trichoderma citrinoviride
Lineage: Eukaryota; Fungi; Ascomycota; Sordariomycetes; Hypocreales; Hypocreaceae
Product: carbohydrate-binding module family 18 protein
Exons: 5
Coding region: 1-1734 (577 amino acids)
Molecular function (GO): chitin binding
Source: RefSeq, a predicted model, not a curated record
AUGAAGUCCCAUCAGAGAACAUUUCGGUCGAGGCACCUUGUCUCAUGGGCCAUUGCCUUCUGGCUGACAGCUACUGUUCACGCCUCAGACCAAUGUGCGCCCUCCAUAUGGCAGCCGGGACAAUUCGAAGAUCGGUUUCCUGUUGUUUCCGGUGGGAACGUCACUACGGGCACGGUGAACUGCCGGUAUGCGGGCAACACGGAAGGCAUGGAUAUUAACUAUUAUACCUGCACCGCAUUGGCAGUCCAGUACGGGAUCAGCGUCGACACUUUCUUCAUGUUGAAUCCCGAUGUAAAUCCCGACUGUUCUAAUAUCAAAGCUGACACGGAUUAUUGUGUAUCUGGCUUCAUUGAGCCGGCAAGAGCUACAGACGGACUCUGCGGUCCUCAGAAUAGCAACGCGACUUGUCUUGGAACUGAAUUCCAGUGCUGCAACUCAAAGACUUGGAAAUGCGGCAACUCUACAGAGGACUGUGCAGACGGAACUUGUUACGAAGGCGCAUGCGCAGGGGACUCCAUCUUUACCACCACCGGCGAGUGCGGCCAACAGCACGGCUACAAGCAGUGCGCCGGAGUCUGGGGCGACUGCUGCAACGCGGACGGGAAGUGCGGCACCGGCGAGGACUUUUGCGGAUACGGCGUUUGCCAGCUUGGGAACUGCACGGUUCCGAGCCAGCCUCCGGGCCCGCCUUCGUGGUUGAACGGCAACACGACGGACGGCACCUGCGGCGGAACAAACCGCUACACCUGCAGUGUGGUUUACGGGAACUGCUGCAACAAGGAUGGCAUAUGCGGCUCAUUGGUUUCAGAUUGUGGGGAUGGGUGCCAACCGGAGUUUGGAAAUUGUACUACUCCGAACACGGGCUCUUCAUCCUCGAGCUCUUCAUCCAAGGCCUCCUCCGCGUCCACCAAAGUGACAACGAGUAGCCACUCGACUACGGUCAGCUCGAAAUCCUCAACUCCCUCAUCCAAACCAGCAAGUACCAGUGCAACUACCACCACAUCGGCAAAGCCCCCCAGCACCUCCAUCCCCGGCGAAGCUGCUUUACCUUCGUGCGGCCAGCUUUGCUUCAACAACAUGCUCGCUCAGUACUCUGCUCUCGGAUGCAACGCACUGGACGCCUACUGCCUGUGCAAUAACGUCGACUUUAGCAACGGCCUCCGCGACUGUUCAAACGGCGCCUGUGGAACAGCUGUUGCCAGCACCGUCAUUGCCUUUGGGAGUUCAUACUGCUCAACAGCAUUUGCUACCCACACACCCACGACCACUGGCGUCGGCGCCCUACCCUCCUGUGGCCAGACCUGCUUCAAUAACAUGCUGGCACAGUACUCACAGCUGGGAUGCCCCAGUCCUCAGGAUUCCUACUGCCUAUGCAACAACGUCGACUUCAGCAACGGCCUUCGUGAUUGUUCAAACGGUGCCUGUGGAACUGCCGUUGCCAGCACUGUCAUUGCCUUUGGAAGUGCAUACUGCUCUACCGCAUCAGCGACUCACACAGCCGCCCCUACCGGCAUUGGCUCCCUGCCCGCCUGUGGUCAGACGUGCUUCAACAACAUGCUGGCUCAGUACUCGCAGCUUGGUUGUUCGAGCCCCGACCCGCGUUGCCUUUGCGAGAAUGUCAACUUUGGGUACGGGCUGAGGGACUGCUCGAACGGAGCAUGUGGCACGGCUGUUGCUUCGACGGUGAUUGCGUACGGAAGCUCGUAUUGUGCGUCUGCGACGGCUUCUCCUUGA